UAGCGGACACUGCAGGCGGCGACGGCUGUGCAGCCAUGGAGAGGUACAGGGGACGCGUCGCCAUGGUGACGGGCGCCAGUGCGGGCAUCGGCGCCGCCAUCGCACAGGCCCUGCUCAGGGAAGGGCUCACCGUCGUGGGCGUGGCCCGGAGGGCGCACAGGGUUAAGGAGCUGGAACUGAAAGAUGCACCGGGCAAACUGCACGCCAUAGAAGGAGAUGUCAGUAGUGAGGAGAGCAUCAUGUCCGUCUUCAGGUGGAUUAAAAACAACCUGGGUGGCGUCGACGUUCUCAUCAACAACGCUGGCGUUUCAGCUGAAGCACCGCCGUCUUCUGGCAAGACGAAAGACUGGAAGCGCAUCCUGGACGUG
Schistocerca serialis cubense is the source of this 368-nucleotide messenger RNA. RefSeq names its product dehydrogenase/reductase SDR family member 11-like. Lineage: Eukaryota; Metazoa; Arthropoda; Insecta; Orthoptera; Acrididae. The annotation marks the transcript as partial. The transcript has 3 exons. The record is from RefSeq and is a predicted model, not a curated record.